AUGUCGACCUCAUCGUUCAGAGUACAGGAACAUACAUUGCCAUGCUCGUAUAUCAGAGAAUAUCCACUGGCAACCGCAGAUAGUCAAGAAGACACACUUCACCUUGCUGUCAAGCAAUACACCCCGCUUGACAACUUGUCACCACGAAAGGGAGAUGUUACUAUAAUCGCUGCCCAUGCUAAUGGGUUUCCUAAGGUGAUUGGACUGUUCAUCUGCGUAAGGACCAGGCAGAGUACUGACGUGGCUUGCCACAGGNAACUGUACGAGCCGCUGUGGGAUGAACUGCAUACGAGAUUAAGAGCCAGUGGUAUCAAGAUCCGCAGUAUCUGGAUUGCAGAUGUAGCCCACCAAGGCCAGUCAAGUGUCCUCAACGAGAACAUAUUGGGAAACGAUCCAUCAUGGUUCGACCAUCCUCGGGACCUGUUCUUGAUGAUUAACAAGUUCCGGGAUCAGAUGCCGCAGCCACUGGUCGGUGUGGGACAUAGUAUGNGGGGAGCACACUUGACAGCUCUGUCGUUGAUGCAUCCUCGUCUACUGAGCACAUUGAUACUGAUCGAUCCUGUGAUUAUCCGUGAAAGUCACCUCAGUGCAUAUACCCUAGGUCGAAUGUCUGCUCGGCGAAGAGACAAGUGGCCAAGCCGAGCAGCAGCACGAAAAGCAUUCGAGAAAUCGCCCAUGUUCAAGUCAUGGGACAGACGUGUACUGGACCGCUGGAUGGAACAUGCUCUCCGAGACCUACCCACGAAGUUGUACCCAGAAGUUGCGAUAUCUUCCACACUGCCUGCAUUAAGUGCGGAUGUUUCUGGUAGCACCAUCUCCNCCGAAAGCAAGACAGAAGUACCAGUCACGCUCAAGACGACGAAACACCAAGAGGUCAUGACAUUCAUGCGAGGCAACUUUGUAACGCCUCUGAAUCCCGCUCCAGACUCUGCACCCAAUCCGUUGACACAUCCGGAUGUAAACAUUGCGCUGCCAAAUAUGACGCCCUUCUACCGACCUGAAAGUUUCCACAUCUUCAAGCUCCUGCCAUAUCUUCGACCUUCCGUCUUGUACGUUUUCGGCACAGACUCUGAUCUGUCGACAGCACAACAUAUAGCAGACAAGCUGGAAGUCACAGGAGCAGGGGCGGGCGGUAGUGGAGGUGUGGCGAAGGGGAGAGUCAAGGAAUUUACGAUGCAACGAGGUGGGCAUCUGAUGCCAAUGGAGCGGGUCGAGGAGACGGCGGAUCAAUGUAGCGGAUGGCUUUUGCAGGAGUUGAAGCGAUGGAAAGACGAGUACAUUCAGAUUGAGGCUCUUCGGGCAGCGACACCACGGGAGAAGAGGUCUCAGAUGUCUGAUGGAUUUGUUCAGGCUUUGAGCCAGCCCCAGGCAGGCCAUGCAAAGCCGAAGCUGUAG
Molecule: messenger RNA, 1395 nt
Organism: Aureobasidium vineae
Lineage: Eukaryota; Fungi; Ascomycota; Dothideomycetes; Dothideales; Saccotheciaceae
Source: the annotation of a GenBank genome assembly